CAGGGCAGUGCAGUUGCACAAACAUGACACAUUCACAUCUCUAUUUCUUGUGUACAUAUUGUGGCACCCACUGACUGCUGAGCACACAAACCGUCCACCGUCGGCAGCCCGAGCCGCACCCUUGUCUAGAUGCUGAAAAGGCUUGAGUUUGACAAUGGAAAAACCUCUUGUCUGCACUCACUGCAGACAGUCUUCUUCUCAUGUUACAACAAAAGAGGGCGCAGUUCAAAACGGCCUUCAUCGAGAUGACCCAUUUUCCACAAAUGCAGUUGAAGAGUACAACAGAAAGGACAAAACCCACAGUGGAAUUCCUAUCAGUUCAGAGAAAGCUCUCCAGGAGAUGUUAUUGCUCAAGAAGCCCAACCUGCCUGACGAUUCACAAGUCCUGAAUGUCGCCAUCAUCGGGUCACCCAACGCUGGCAAAUCAACACUUAUCAAUCGACUCAUGGGUCAAAGGAUUUGUUCGGUCUCAAGUAAAGUCCACACAACGCGCUCUACUGCCCUGGCUGUUCUCACAAGAAAUAAUACACAAAUUGUGUUAUUGGAUACUCCUGGUAUGGUUAGUCACUUACAUGGGAGAAGACAUCAGUUAUCACGACCUCUGCUAGUUGACCCCAAGAACAGCCUGGAAAAAGCAGACCUUGCUAUUGUGCUAGUAGAUGCUUCAAACAAGUGGACAUGCGAGAAAAUAUCCCCUGAGAUAUUGGUGGCUUUGCAUCAUAAUCCGAACGUACAAUCUGUAUUAGUGCUCAACAAGGUUGACCUGAUCAGCAGCAAGCAGCAACUGUUUUCUCUCACCGCUCAGCUGACCGAAGGAGUCAUCGGCAACCAUAAAUUCACACUGGACAAUAGGACAGCCUACUCUCUAGGCAAGGUCGAGACGAGUCCCAUGCUCUCACACAAAUACAAACCAAGAAUGCAACCAGAUGAUAUUCAAAGCAUUCCUAUGAACAAAUCAGAGAGAACUGAUCAAGUUCAGGAAGUCACCACAGACUCUAGAGACAAUUAUGAGGCAGACAUUCCAACAUUUGUUCCACAAAAUCCUGAUGCUAAGAACAAAGUACCCAGUAGAAGCAAUGAUUCAAGUUCGACCGAGAGCAGCAUCGACCCUGUAUUAAAUUUAGACAGCGUGUCUCAUCAGAAGUUCAACACUUUAGGAGACUAUGUCAGCACCUUGGAGGGGUUUAGUUCAAAGAGCAGUGCGGUCGAGGCAGAAGAAGUCUCUACAAAAUCUGAAGAGAUGCAGGAGGAUCAGAAGAGGGUGAAGCAGGAGCAACGAGAGCUUUUAAAGAUGAUGAUGAAGAGAAAUGGCUGGGAUGGGUUUGAUGCUGUGUUCAUGAUCUCUGCCCUCAGUGGAGAGGGGCUGGAGGAUGUCAAGGAGCACUUGAUGGAGAAGGCAGUUCCGGGUAUCUGGGAGUACCACGAAGAUGUAGUAACCAAUUUGUCCCCUGAGGAGAUUCUGGUUGAAGCCAUCCGAGAGAAACUACUGGAGCAUCUUCCACAGGAAGUACCUUACAAUCUUAGCCAGAGAAAUGAGUUGUGGACAACGCUGGAUUGUGGGAAACUGCGCAUUAUUCAGAAGAUUGUUUGUCACAAGAAAUCCCAUGUGAACAUGUUGAAGAAAAGGAUUGGCAUUAUAGCUCGGGAGGCAGAGGAUAGCUUAGUGGAGGCGUUCCAUCAAGAUGUUCAUCUUACACUCGGCAUCAAACAAUAAGUCUUUAACCUGGGGCCCAUUUCACAGUGCUACUCAACAUUGAAUUCUGCGUUUUCUAAAAUAAUUACAAUGCCAUGUAUGUGGUGGAGUAAUCUUCAUUGUCAAUUAUCGCCAUGAAACUUGACCCAAAUAACUCAACUGCUUGUAAACUUUGCUAACUGACAAUAACAAUAAAACCGUGUUAUUUUAAAGUGCUUUAUCACACUCGAAGUCAUCUCAAAAGCCUCUUAAGAUUUUCUACAAGGCACUUGAAGCUAUUUUAGAAAUAUGAGGAUGAAAAAAACAUGGCACCAUGUAACAGUUUACAAGGUGAUGUGGUGCAAUCUGCAACUCAUACCAGAGAACACUGUACAAACCCCUUCUCUUUACGACAAAGUGUACUGGCUUCUUUUAUAUGCAUAGGCAACAGUUUACACAUGAGGCCCAUGGCUUUAUGUAUAUCCAAAAGACGUAGCAAAAGUUUUAACCACUUUGAAAAAUGUCUUGAUUAAGGACGUAAGUGUCAAGAUUGAGACUCAAACUCGCACUAGUGCUGGUCAGAAAAGCAGAUAUUGAGUCAAGUGCCCUUGAGUGCCCUUGAUAACCUAGGCAGACUUGACUGAAGAUGUAUUUUAGACAUUCAGCCUCGGGCUCAUGUUUUCAAGAGAAAUAAAAUAACAAAUGCCCCCUGAGAUCAUUGCCCCAGUUGCCCGACGUGUCAAAUAUCGUAACAGCUGUUCAUAAGCAAAUAAUACAUUUAUAACUUAACUAUAUUUCUGUUUAAAUUGCAUGUUUAAACGUGGCCAUGUGAUCUCUCUGCGACUAAUUAGAAUGUAUAAACUGUCCCGGAUAUUUUUGAAUAAAGAUUUAAA
Molecule: messenger RNA, 2565 nt
Organism: Asterias rubens (European starfish)
Lineage: Eukaryota; Metazoa; Echinodermata; Asteroidea; Forcipulatida; Asteriidae
Product: GTPase Era, mitochondrial-like
Exons: 11
Coding region: 155-1714 (519 amino acids)
Biological process (GO): ribosomal small subunit assembly
Cellular component (GO): mitochondrial matrix
Molecular function (GO): ribosomal small subunit binding; GTP binding; rRNA binding
Source: RefSeq, a predicted model, not a curated record